Arctia plantaginis is the source of this 462-nucleotide messenger RNA. Lineage: Eukaryota; Metazoa; Arthropoda; Insecta; Lepidoptera; Erebidae. The record is from the annotation of a GenBank genome assembly.
AUGAGGAUGCAAGUGUCUAGUAGAAAAACAUUUAUUACAAGGAGAAUAAUAAAGGGAAAGGAAGAAUGUAAUAGAUGGUUAGAUGAUUACUCAAGAUCUUUUUAUUCUUAUAUCAAACAUGUGGAAAGGGGCAAACUUGAUAGAAGAGCAAUAGCAUCCGGUUCAAUAGUAAUUAGGCUGCAGUUAAAAAUAAUAGAGGAGUUUCAUUUAUAUAUGGCCAAAAGUUUGCCAGGAAGUACGAUAAGCAUAGGUGGGGAAGAGAAGAAGAAGAUAAUGAACGAACUUCAAAUGUCAUCUCUGAAAGAGGGUUUCAGGACAUCAUAUAGUCUCCAGGGGACAGAGGACGCAUCAAAAUGGAAUGAAUGCAUGAACCCUCUAAUGUUUGCUAUUGUCCACCAAUGUUGGAUUAAUGAUGAAAUAAGUUUAAAAAAAUGGUUUGAAACCUGCGACAGUGGAAGAUAA